Messenger RNA from Cheilinus undulatus (humphead wrasse), 4647 nucleotides. RefSeq names its product regulator of G protein signaling 20 (gene rgs20). The transcript has 5 exons. The coding region runs from base 1 to 846 and encodes 281 amino acids. The record is from RefSeq and is a predicted model, not a curated record. Lineage: Eukaryota; Metazoa; Chordata; Actinopteri; Labriformes; Labridae.
AUGCCAUGUGCUAGAGCACUGAGGCAGUGGGAGGCCAGGCCCACGUCUGCUCUGCUGGGGGUCAGACGCACCAGGGCCCUGAUGUGGCAGCGGGUACGGGGUCUGGCUCGGGCCUGUCGACGGUACAGGGUGAACUACAAUGACUCGGUCCAGGAGGAGCAGGAAAUGGUGUGCCUUGAGCCCAUGGGAUCAGAGCGGAUGGAGAUGCGAAAGAGGCAGAUGUCGGUGCAGCAGGAGUCGGCAGCGGGGGGAACUGCACCGACCCAGCAGGGCCAGACGGGCCAGGCCAAUCCACGGGGCUCCAACGCUUGUUGCUUCUGCUGGUGCUGCUGCUGUAGCUGUUCCUGGAAUGAAGACCGGGAUGAUAGAAACCGAAAGGCUUCUUAUGACGUUAAAGAAGGGACCACAGACUGUGAAGACUGUCCUAAGCCCACGCUGGAUGAGGUUCGCUCGUGGGGGCAGUCGUUUGACAAGCUUAUGUGCUGCCCGGCGGGGAGGAACUCCUUCCGACAGUUUCUUCGGACUGAGUUCAGCGAGGAGAACAUGCUCUUCUGGCUAGCCUGUGAGGAGUUCAGCAAAGAAGUCAAUAAGAGUGUGGUAGAGGAGAAGGCUCGGGUCAUCUAUGAGGACUACAUCUCCAUUCUCUCGCCUAAAGAGGUGAGCCUUGACUCCCGUGUGCGAGAGACGAUCAACAGGAACAUGCAGGAGCCCACCUUGCACACGUUUGACGAUGCCCAGCUCCAGAUUUACACAUUAAUGCAAAGAGACUCAUACCCUCGCUACAUGAACUCCCCAGCCUACAAAAACCUGCUCAACACUCUGUCAGAGCAGUCCCCUGAAUCUUAGGGUGGUGAUGACCUGUGAUCUUUUAACUCUUUAUCCCCAUCAGCUCCAAACCCCCUCCUUCCUUACCCAUUUUUUAAACAUUUUCUUUGUAUGUUCAGUGUAGGAUUACAUGAUCCGGGCCUCGGGUCUGGCCCCUCCCAGGGAUAUCAGCGCUAUUGUGAUCUGCACCUGACCGAAGACACUCAGGUCUCAAAACCUCCCGAGGGCUCGACAUCACAAGUACUGCUACAGAUCAACAUAGCAAAACACUCCAAAGGAAUAUGAUUACAUUUUUUGUUUCCUUUUUCUUUACUAGAAAUAAUCUAUUUUAGUUGUGUUCAGAGUUUUUUAUGGUCCGUUGAUUUUUUGUAUGAUUGUUUUGGGGGAAAAUGAUUCCUACUGUAGACUAUAUAUAUUUAUGAGUUUGUAAAUAGUAAAAAUGGAAUUGUGGGUAUUUUAUGUAGAGACGCCUGGUUCUAUUUACUGCGUAUGAAAAUCAAAGCUCAAGUCAAAGGCUACAUGUUAGCUCUACUUGCAGGCAGCUUUGUGGGGUACUGUAUGAUUUUAUCUUGGUUUUCCCCUUGUUUUGUUACCUAACCUCACACGUUGAUACCUGUGACAGUGACUUGGCAACUCCAGUUCAUGUGGAAAAUGUGUGAGAUUGAAUCAUCUGUAGGUGUGGUUAUCGGAGAAAUAACAGAAUGUCAAGAUAGCUCUUGUAAUGGUGUGCAAUUGUUUCUUAAACGAGCUUAGGUCAAUGAUGGAGGCGUAUUCAAACUUUAUUUUUUGACCACAAAGAAUUUCCAAUAUUAAACAGAUAUUUAAAAUUCAAAUGUUAAUGACUGCACACCUUAGAAGUGUAUUUUUACCAGUGAGAUAUAAGAACUGAAGUAAUUGUAUUUAACAAAAAAAGUAUUUAUUAUGUGUUAAUCUAUUGCCAAUAGAGAGAAACAUACAAAUAUAAAUGGUAUUUAUUUAUGUAACAAACUGUUCUGCAGGGGUACUGUGUGGAGAAAUGUACAGAUCUUGGGUGACAUUUCAUUCCAUUCGUCUGCAAUUUCCUAUUAAUUUGUUAUCAAACAGGCUGAGAAGUUUGGUACUUAUUUCCAGGCUUAUUUGGGGGCUUUUUUAAUAGGACACAGAGGACAAACAAGAAAUAUGAGGAGAGAGUGGGGGAAGGAUGGGUACUAAAGAAAGCCAGAAUCAGGACCAGCACCCACUCUUACACUGAUUAAAAAGAAACGUGAACACAUUGAGCAUAAGUAAGAUUUACUUCCUCUUAGAUUUACAGAUUUUACAAGCACUAACCUCCAUGGUUGAAACAUGAAGCCGAAGUAGGUGGGUAAAAAAGUUGCUGUUCCUCAAGUGCCCACUUGAUGCUGGCUACCAAGGUCACUUAUAUGCCCCAUGUUAAAAAUUACGAUUUUACAGUAAAAAUGACAAUGUUUACUGCCUAGUUAAAAAAGCAGUUUUGAUCAGAAUAGUUCAUUUCUUUAUGGACACUUGUAAAACUUGUGUUUGAAUAAGGAUAGUAUGUUAUGCAUUAUAAUGGUAAUGGCUGAUAUGACUUCAAGCCAGCAAGGUGUAGCUGUUUGUCAGGAUGCUUAAAGCCCACCUCAGCCCCACCUUUUUGCCUCUCUUACUGUCUGUUUCUUAGUUAAGUUAUGUCUUUUUUUUUUAAGAUUUAUGUUGAGGCUUUUUGCCUUUAUUGUGAUACAGCCCCACUGAAUCCAUCUAAGUGUCAAUUCAACCUCUGUAGCUUACUUGCUGUUGUAUCUUUUUCUUAAAACUGAAGCCCAUAAGGUGUAAGUACUAUAGAGGAAACCAACAUUUCAUUUUUGUGGAUAAAUUUCACUUAUUGAACCAAAAAAAUGUGUUUAAAAGUGCCAACGCCUUCCGGCCUCACACAGAUCCAGGCUCCCAAAAUGCUUUGCUUGUAGCUUGCAUCCGCCCGAAGCACAAGCCAGAACAAAAAAAAACCACUGCAUUUCUCUUUCAGUAUUUGAAAGUCAUCUGUGAAAGUGAAACAUUGGUUUACUGUAUAAUAACAACACCAUACAGAGCUCAGUUUUUAAAGAAAAGACACCUACGUUUAAAAAAGAUAGAAAGCUCCAUCAGAUCAUUGCUAUGACAGAUUCAGUGGGACCGUACCCUUAGAAAAAGAUAGGACAGUAAUAGAGCCAGAAACAGGGAUGAGAGAUUGGGGAUGCCAUGCAAGAGCCACAGUCUAAACUUGAAGCCGGGCUGCCCGCGUAAAUGGGCACAACCUAACCACUAGGCCCUUUUAGCUCUGUUAAGUUUGUUUUUGAUAGGAUUUUAAACAUUGCAGUCGCUGUAGAUUAGCUUCAAAAGCCUCCUUCUUCAACCAACAGCUCACAUCACUUAGUCUUUUUCUGUUAUUUCCUACAGCACAUUGAGUUUAACCUCUUUCAUGUCCAUUACAGGUAGACUUUAGUUGGCUUAGCAAAGCCAAAAACUGGAACAGCUAGCUAGAUUGUUCUGAAGUCUACCUACUGAUCAGUUAAGGCCAGAAGAAAGUGCAGAAAAUACACUGCUCCUAGAAAGAACUGUUCUUUCAUUUCAAAUCAAAUUAGAUGUAACGUGUUAGCUAGCUUUAGCUGUGCUAAUUUGAGAAUUUGUUUGUGACAGAGACAAGCUAGCACUUUCACUUGGUUUGCAGCUGUAAGCUAAGUUAAGAAACUGUUUUCUAUAGCUCCUAUUUAUCAUACAGAUAUGAAAUAGAUUGUUUUUUGGUCCAUCACAGGUUGUUUUUUUAUUCUUUAAAAACUAUAUUGUUAGAAAAAAAGUAUAUUCUUCCACUGUCAAAACACUGAUCCAACUGUUCACUUACAGCUUUUUUUGCUUUCUCUAGGCUAAAUUAGAUUUAUUGUCAUUUUAGACUCAUAACCUCUAAGAGUUGUUAAACUUAUAUUGUUCCUUCAGUUUUAAGUACUUAAAUACACUCUAAUUUUUCAGGAAAUUAAGAGGAAAUUGCAGACUACAGCCUUUCUUGUUUAAUAAGAUGGUUUCAUACAAAAUCACCGUCUUUUGUGUGGUGUCUGUUCAGGCCAGGUUAGCGGCAACACCAAAGCUAACGUGUAAACUGUGUUUGUAUGCUUAUGGAGAGUGUUUCUGUUGACAAAAAUUGGAGUUGCCAAGUUAUAAAAACUUUUAUGUGUUCUGAUCUAGUUUUAGUUGAAUUACUUUGUUGCCUCACAAAUGUGUCACUCAAAGACAAGAUCCUCUCAUGGGGAAGUGCCUUGACAUUCAAUUUUAUGACAUCUUUCUCAUGGGCAACAGUUUUCAGACUCUUGCCAUGAUGGUGGAGGUUACUGGAGCACCGGGCCAGUUUACCAGAUAUUGCCCCUCUUUUGGCCAAUUUAUCGCAUGUGUUUCGUCUUGAUACCUUAGUCGUGAGUAAAUCAGUCCAGUUUUGGGAGAGCUGCCUAUCAAAAUAACGGACUGUGAUGACUACACAUGUUUUAUUUGCUGAGGGCAAACAGAGAUCAAUGGAUAGGGCUGGUUGAUCUGAACUUCUUGCCAACCUGUGCUUCAUGUUGGCACUUCUUCGUCUUAGAGUUAACUUUAUCUUACUAUGUGCAAUUUGAGCUGUUGGAUACACCGCGCAGAUCAACCUCAAAACACAAUCUAAGCCAAUGGUUUGGAGUGAUGCCUAUAAAUGUUGAUUUUUCUUCUGUUUACUAUAUGAAAUGUGUUAUUUUGCGCUGAGUUUACUGAAGAAUACAUUUUUAAAAAAACAAAUAAUGUGAAUGUUUACAGUAUAUGGUUUAGUUUUUUCUGCUACUCAGAGAAAAUAAUGAC